Molecule: messenger RNA, 3204 nt
Organism: Cyanistes caeruleus (blue tit)
Lineage: Eukaryota; Metazoa; Chordata; Aves; Passeriformes; Paridae
Source: RefSeq, a predicted model, not a curated record
AGGGAAACCACCACCUGGCUUACACCUGGACGUAGUCAAAGGAGACAAACUCAUUGAGAAACUCAUCAUUGAUGAGAAGAAAUACUAUCUCUUUGGGAGAAAUCCUGAUCUGUGUGAUUUUACCAUUGACCACCAGUCUUGCUCUCGGGUCCAUGCUGCCUUGGUCUAUCACAAACAUCUCAAGAGGGUUUUCCUCAUAGAUCUGAACAGCACACAUGGCACGUUCUUGGGUCACAUCCGUUUGGAAGCUCACAAACCCCAACAGAUCCCCAUUGACUCCACGGUUUCCUUUGGAGCCUCCACCCGUGCGUACACCCUGCGAGAGAAGCCGCAGACGCUGCCCUCAGCCGUGAAAGGGGACGAGAAGAUGGGUGGUGAGGAUGAGGAGCUGAAGGGUUUGCUGGGGCUGCCAGAGGAGGAGACAGAACUGGACAAUCUGACAGAGUUUAAUACAGCCCACAACAAAAGGAUCUCCACACUGACCAUUGAGGAAGGGAACUUGGACAUCCAGAGGCCAAAGCGAAAACGGAAGAACUCCAGAGUGACGUUCAGUGAUGAUGAUGAGAUCAUCAAUCCAGAGGACGUGGACCCAUCUGUGGGGCGGUUCCGGAACAUGGUACAGACAGCAGUGGUCCCUGUUAAGAAGAAGCGCCUGGAGAAUGCGGGCUCGCUGACCACGGACGAGUCUGCGUCGCGGCGCAUGCAGAGCUUCCCCUACAGUGGAGGAUUGUACGGGGGGCUGCCCCCCACCCACAACGAGGCGGGGUCGCAGUCCCACAGCGUCCACGGCACCGCGCUCAUCGGGGGGCUGCCCAUGCCCUACCCCAACCUCGCCCCCGACGUGGACUUGACUCCAGUUGUGCCCUCCACAGUGAACAUGAACCCGGCUCCAAACCCUGCUGUCUUCAACCCUGAAGCUGUGAAUGAACCCAAGAAGAAGAAAUAUGCCAAGGAGGCCUGGCCGGGCAAGAAGCCGACCCCGUCCCUGCUGAUCUGAGCCGGGCUGAGGGAGGGUAGGAGUUACCAACUCCAGAAACUUUUCAUGUGCGGUAUCGUCUUUUUAAAAUUUCGGUGUCCUAACAGAUGUAAUACCAAGAAUGGAGGAGUGAAAUAUCCUUUAAAGAUCUGUCUUCAAAUGUUUUUAUAUGUCUGUUAAAAAAAAAAUACAGUUCCCAUCUCCUUUUGAACCAAAACCCCUACAGCCUUUUCUUAGCCACCACUGUCCCAGAGGUCUUUAUGCUGAGUUUGGAUCCGUAAGUCAAGGGGCAGUGACACAAUUUAAUUAUCACUUAUGGCAUGACCCUGCAGGUCCGUGUAUUUCAGUGCUGAGCUCUUUGUGGUGACACUGUUCCUGUUGGACAUGCUCACAGCAGGCAGCUCUGUCAAGAGGAAAUGUUUGUGGGGCCAAGUCUUGCAGAAUCCCAUUGGAAGGAGUUGUAAAACUUGCAGAAUAUAGGUCAGCUUUUAUUUUUUAUAUUUUCAAAACUCCACUAAUGUGGGACAUUCUCUUUUUUUAUUAUUAUUACUAUUUUUAGUUUGGCUACAGCUUCUUUUAAUUUCCUCAAAAAACACUAGAUCAUCCCACGAGUCAUGGGUUGAGAUGGAUGAGCAACAGGUGGGUUCCUUAGCUUUGUUCCAGCACUGCAGAAUGGGGUCUGUGGGAUGGAUACAGGCUGCAAACCGUUGGAGCAUCCGAGGAUCAGGCACUGACUGUGUGGUGACUCCCCUGGAUAACUCAGGGUGUAACACAGUGGAGUUUCUUUUAGACUUGGUGGCCCAUGUAACUUAAAUAGUUUCAUUUUUAUUUGCAAAUGGAACUUUAAAGUUUAGAUUGUAUGAGAUUGAACAAGACAGAGAGCUGGAAGGACUGGCACGUUCCACACACACAAAUAUUUUGGCUGCUGGGAACUGCAGGUGAGAAUUGAGUGCUGCAGAGAACCAGAAUAGGAAUUCUCAGUGGACUUGGGUUGUUGCUCAAGCCCUUUAAUUGCUUAGGUUUAAAUUUGAAAGUGAUUCACAUACUCAGACGUAUUGUGGCUGUACUUUACACAAGGUAAGGCCAGAGCUCUAUCAUUGUAUUUACUCUGGAUUUUUGUACACACUCUAAAGCAGUUCAGCCACAAGUCACAUUCCUUUAGUGUUUGGGGGAUCCAGGAAAUGUGCACCAAAAUGAGAGCAUGUACCUGGCUGUUCACUGUGUGCAGGACUGCAGCUACUUGGGGAACUAGUGCCAGGUUGCUGGAUCAGGGCUGUGUUCCAGUGAGCUGGGAUGGUGCUGGAUCAGGGCUGUGUUCCAGUGAGCUGGGAUGGUGCAGGAACAGGGCUGUGUUCCAGUGAGCUGGGAUGCUGGAUGGUGCAGGAUCAGGGCUGUGUUCCAGUGAGCUGGGAUGGUGCAGGAUCAGGGCUGUGUUCCAGUGAGCUGGGAUGCUGGAUCAGGGCUGUGUUCCAGUGGGCUGGGAUGCUGGAUGCACCUGACCCAUUUUCAGAUACCCCAAAGUCUCUGUGAGUUCUGUUCUGCAGUGAUUGCUUCUAUCAUGUCCCUGAGGUGCCAGCUGGCAGCCUGUUCUCUUCCCUCCCCACACCAUCACAUCCAGCUCAGAUUAUUAUUCCCUGUGUGGAUUUAGCACCUGCUCCAUGAUCCAGCUGUGCUGCUCUGUGUUUAAGUUGCCAUUGAUGAUUCAGCCAUUGGGCAUUUGUUCUGCUUCCCAGUGCUCCCACAAUGACUCAAAAUCUUCCUCUCUUUAGUCUGGCCUAUAGGAUUUUCAUUUCCCAGACAGUUGCUUUCUGAAGGCAACUCUUUAGGGUAAGACUAGUCAGGACAAACAAAAGUUGAGCAGGUUUCCUUAUUUUCCUUUCUGUUUUGGGGGUUUUUUUGUUUUGUUUUAUUUUGGGGGGAAGAGGGUUGGGUUUGGGGUUUUUUGGGAAUUUUUUUUUUUGCAAGUGGCUCUUUGCAAGAUUUUUCUUGACAAGGGAAACUUCACUGCUCGUUGUUUUUUAAAGCUCUUCUCCUCCCAGACUCUGAACCAGCUCUUAUUAUUUCAGAGCUUAGGGGCCACAGCUGGCCAGGAGGGGACAGGAACAUCAAGGGGCUUUGUACAGACAUUUGUACACUUGUGUAAUAUGUAACAGGCCUUUUCACACUUCUGUUGAGCUUUUUACCUGUAACCUUUACUAUGUUGUAAAUUAAAUGCAGUUUUUGCCAGG